This is a messenger RNA of Struthio camelus australis, 2186 nucleotides long. NCBI's taxonomy places the organism in Eukaryota, Metazoa, Chordata, Aves, Struthioniformes, Struthionidae. The record is from RefSeq and is a predicted model, not a curated record.
AGCAAGCAAAACGUGGUGCCCUCAACCUUAACCUGCGCUGGUAUAUCCCCACGUGCCUUCUCGGGCUCUCUUUCAGCCCUGUGUAACGUACUGCCUAAGGUCUGGCUUCCGGCCCGCUGAGCGGUUUUCUUAUCUCUUUGACGAAUAUAUUUAAGGUCUGAUGUGCUCUCUGUUGCUUCCCCCCCGCCCCGUUCCUGCAGUUCCAGUCUAAAGGCGUUUGUCCGCGUUAGGGCUUUUUUGGACUGCGAAGUCCGCAGGCAAAGCGGGUUCUUCCUUCAAAGUCGCUUAACGCUGUUAUUGCUACUGUGGAGACGGUGGGUGCAGCAGGCAACGCUGAAUGCAGAAAUAAGAGUAUUUUUACGUGGAGCCUGGACACGCUUGGGAUCCCUCUGCAGCAAGAGAAUAGAUCAGGACGUUUCUCUGAGGAAAUGGAUAUGUCUUCUCAAAAAUACCCAGUCAAAAAACGAGUGAAAAUCCAUCCCAACACAGUAACAGUGAAAUAUACUUCUCAUUAUCCCCAGCCAGGAGAAGAGGGAUAUGAGGAUGGUAAUGAAGAUACUGGAGUAUUUAUGGAGGAGAAUCCUAAGAAAAGAUUACUGCAUGAUGGGAAAAAGAGAGAAAGGACCUUUUUUGGUACAAUAGACACCCAGCUUCAGCCAGCACAACUGCCAAAACGCAAUGAGACUGGGCGAUUCCAGAAUUUUCCUGAAGGAAGUAUCCUGCAGUCGAGGAAAACUUGGGUAGUCCUUUUUGGAUCUGCUGUGGCUCACGGAUGUGUGGCUCUAAUAACACGAUUAAUUUCCGAUCGUUCCAAAGUGCCAUCCCUAGAGUUAAUUUUCAUCCGUUCAGUCUUACAGGUGCUGUCUGUUACAGUUGUGUGUUAUUACCAUGAGCCUCCCUUUGGCCCCAAAGGGUACAGACUGCGGCUCUUCUUCUAUGGUGUCUGCAAUGUUAUCUCCAUUACCUGCGCUUAUACCGCCUUCUCUAUAGUUCCCCCCAGUAACGGGACCAUUAUGUGGAGGGCUACCACUACAGUGUUCAGUGCCAUUUUGGCUUUUUUAUUGCUAGAUGAAGGAAUGGCUUACAUUGACAUAAUUACUGUAGUUGGCAGCGUGUUUGGUGUUUGUCUGGUCAUGAUCCCCAACAUCGUGAGUGAGGAAAACUCCUUGCUGAGCACCUGGAAGGAAGCUUUUGGCUAUACCAUGACCGUGAUGGCAGGUUUGACCACUGCCCUCUCCAUGAUAGUCUACAGGUCAAUCAAAGAUAAUAUCAGCAUGUGGACAGCCCUGUUCACCUUUAGUUGGACGGGAACAGUGUGGGGGGCAUCCACCAUGUUUUUCCUUCAAGAGCCAAUCGUCCCGCUGGAUGGAGAAACCUGGAGCUAUCUCCUUGCCAUCUGCCUGUGCUCCACAGCAGCCUUCCUGGGGGUCUACUAUGCCCUAAGCAAGUUCCACCCCGCUCUGGUCAGCACUGUGCAACACCUGGAGAUAGUCAUCGCUAUGGUGCUGCAGCUUGUCGUGCUGCGAAUCUUUCCAGGUGCUUAUGAUCUUGUCGGUGGAGCAGUUAUUUUGGUUAGUGUUUUUUUCCUGGCGUGUUAUAAAUUGUCCUGGAAGAAUUUAGGAAGAGAAGAUUAUCAGGAGAUUCUGGAUUCUUCCAUUAAAUGAAUUCCAGUUUUGCUGUCCGAUCCUGGCUGUGUGGCCACGUGAGAGUAUUAUUUCAACUCUGUCCUAGUGUAGUCGUCAGGUUCUGUCUCUACUGUUUAAAUUCACAGCUGAUGUAGCAAUGUUGGUAUUUCCAGAGUUGCAUGACAGGUGAAUUUGUUCUAGUGUGUAAAAUCCCUGACAUUUUUUGACAUAUGAGUGAAGUAUAUAUGUCUCCAGCAUAUAGGGUAUGUGAGCAAAAGCGUAGGCUAGCCUACAGAAGUGCAGGCCAGGUCAUAGGCGUUUUCCUCCUCACCUUCCCUGGAUUAGACAAUACAGAGACAGAGGGAUUCACUAGUGACUCUCAUUCCCAUGUACUGUGAUAGUAGGAAAAUGAACAGUAAAAGCAUUAAAACAAUGAACCAGAGUUUUCAGAUCCCAUGUAACACUUCCUAUGCAUUGACUGCAAUAUUUUAAAUGAAGUAAUGCUAGUAUUUCUGUGGUUUUAACUUGCAUUUCCUGUGUGUAUACAAAGAAAAGAAUAAA